AUGACCCUCUUUCGAAACACCAUCAUCUCACUCUUGGUUGCUCUGACUGCCAUUGUACUCUUCCAGUAUCGUAUCCAAGACACCGCGACUGUCGCCUUUGAGUUUAUAAAGACACUGGCCCCCGCUGCUUUUUUGAUCUCCAACAACAAAACAAACACAAACACAGACCACCACCUCUACGCCACAGAAAUGUCCGUCUCUCGAGCCAUCCGCAAGGUCUUCCUCGCCAUUGAGCAGUCCGAGGGCGCUGGUGCCCGCGUCCGACGCUCAAUCGGCACUCCUCAGCUGCGAAACUUCUCGCCCUUUCUCAUGCUCGACCACUUCUCCAUCAAGCCCGGCGCUGGUUUCCCUGAUCAUCCCCACCGAGGCCAGGAGACCAUCACCUAUCUCCUCGAGGGUGGCGUUGACCAUGAGGAUUUCGCCGGUAACAAGGGCACCAUCCACGCUGGUGAUCUUCAGUUCAUGACUGCUGGCAAGGGAAUCGUUCACAGCGAGAUGCCCGCCCAGAACUUUGACACCAACGUCGGUCUCCAGCUGUGGGUCGAUCUGCCCAGCAACCUCAAGGCCUGCGAGCCUCGCUACCGCGAUCUCCGCGCCUCCGAGAUCCCCAUCGCCAAGGUCGACGACGACCGAGUGACCGUCAAGGUUAUCUCCGGCCAGAGCCACGGCAUCGACUCCGUCAAGGACCUCGCCUACACCCCUGUCUGGAUCCUCGACAUUGAGAUCCGCCCUGGCGGAAAGAUCACCCAGCCUCUUCCCCAGAACUGGAAUGCCUUUGCCUACACCCUCGAGGGCGACGUGAUUGUUGGAAAGGAUGACCAGCGCCGAGUCGUUGAGCAGUUCCACAACAUCGUCUUUGAGCCCCAGGGCGACGUCGUCCACUUCGAGGUUGACCCUGACGCGACCAAGCCUGCACGACUGGCUCUUAUUGCUGGCACCCCUCUCGACCAGCCUGUCGUCCAGUACGGCCCAUUUGUCUUGACCUCCAAGGAGGAGGUGGCCAAGGCUCUGUUCGACUACCAAACCCACUCCAACGGUUUCGAGCGAGCAAAGGACUGGGAGAGCGAGAUUGGAAAGUCCAUGUUGCACUAG
Messenger RNA from Fusarium keratoplasticum, 1092 nucleotides. RefSeq lists its product as uncharacterized. The record is from RefSeq and is a predicted model, not a curated record. The transcript is spliced from 2 exons. NCBI's taxonomy places the organism in Eukaryota, Fungi, Ascomycota, Sordariomycetes, Hypocreales, Nectriaceae. Bases 1 to 1092 code for a protein of 363 amino acids.